AUGCCCGUACUUGGCGACAAGUUACAGUUCGUUCACUUUUGGCGAUUUGAAGUGAUGUCUACGUUCUCAAUGAGAGAUUCUGACAAUUUCUCUACGAUCUAUGGUCCACGCAUCUACGAAUGGUGCAUUCGGAUAGAUCGUGGUGAUACUUUUGGAUUUAGAGGACUAGAAAAUAGAGGAAUUGAGUUGUCUGUAGAGCCAACCAUACGUUCGUUCAAUAGCAGGCUACCACAAGAAUCCACUUGUACAUUUAAACUUCAAGUUAUAGAGCCGUUAACUGACAGAGUUCUGCUCAAAGGUGGCCCUCACACAUGUCCAGUAGUAGAUGAUCUUCACGGAAACCGUGGCUUCUUUCUUCCACAAGCUUCGGAAACUGGGACAGUAGUGCAAAGGAUGCUCAAAGGGAAUGACUAUUUUGGCAAUCGCUGCGAGCUCACUUCUAUUCUAAGCAUACCUAUAGAAGCUUUUGAUGUCGACAAAAUCGAAGGUAUGGCGCCCCGGCCACCCGCAGUACCAGAUUUCCGAUUCAGAAUGUUGACUGACAAGUCUCGCCAAGACUUCACAAUUCGUUGUCGCGAUGGUGACAUCCUCGUUGCUAAAGAAGGCAUCUUCCUAGCUUCUGAGUACUUUCGUGAUUACCUUGAAUCAGCUGAUCACAACGAUGCCAAUUUCGGCGAUGUGAACAAACAGGCUGUUCAAAUUGCUUUGCACUUUACCUUGACUGGAACCACAUUACCUAUAGACAAUAUAUCACCCUCUUUAGUGAUUGACGUUAUUGAAACUGCAAGGAGGUUGAGAUCUCUGAACUUCCCAAAGUUAAGAAAUGCUGUCGAGGAGGAUUCAGUCAAAGCAGCGGUGAAAGACCACGAAAAUUUAGAAGAAGUGCUCUCUUGGUUUAUUUGUUCACAUGAAUGUGGUAUGCCAACUCUGCAUAUGGUUUGCCUUGCUUAUAUCGCUGGAAUACAUGCUAAUCAGUAUUUACGUGAUUUUACCGAUGGUUCUAUGGUGACUUCCGUGGCGAGAGCAUAUCCCGAACUGGCAGAGAAGCUCAACAGGCGACAAGGCAUCCUGAGGCCUACUCCUCAUGUUGGAAUCCUUGUUCUCAUUUCAAUUCCUACAACCUCAUAA
This is a messenger RNA of Strongylus vulgaris, 1128 nucleotides long. The record is from the annotation of a GenBank genome assembly. NCBI's taxonomy places the organism in Eukaryota, Metazoa, Nematoda, Chromadorea, Rhabditida, Strongylidae.